This is a messenger RNA of Pyrus x bretschneideri (Chinese white pear), 1381 nucleotides long. Its product is annotated as septum site-determining protein minD homolog, chloroplastic-like. Gene Ontology annotation, biological process: negative regulation of cell division. The record is from RefSeq and is a predicted model, not a curated record. The coding region runs from base 145 to 1128 and encodes 327 amino acids. Gene Ontology annotation, cellular component: cytosol; cytoplasmic side of plasma membrane. The transcript has a single exon. NCBI's taxonomy places the organism in Eukaryota, Viridiplantae, Streptophyta, Magnoliopsida, Rosales, Rosaceae. Gene Ontology annotation, molecular function: ATP binding; ATP hydrolysis activity.
CAACUCAUCCUUUUGCUCAAUAGUCGACGAUCACUCGCAGUCGCAGAGUCCCCAGACUCCCCACCAAAAUGUUCACCUUCAUCGCCUUCCUUUCGUUUUGAUGAUCCCACCUGAUCUCAUCAUCCAAGGGCCACAAAAGCCGCAAUGCUCUCUCUUCAACUCCUCCCCGCCCUCCUCAGCCCCAAGCCUUCCUCCCUCACCGCCGCAAACCCACCAAAAACCUUUAAACCCAAAACCCUAAAACCCAAACCUUCUCCCACCUUCACAGUCCGCGCCAUCCUCCAAUACAACAGGAAGCCCCAAUUGUCCGGCGAUACCCCCCGCGUCGUCGUCAUCACCUCUGGAAAAGGAGGCGUUGGCAAGACCACGACCACCGCCAAUGUCGGCCUCUCCCUCGCCCGCCUCGGCUUCUCCGUGGUUGCCAUCGACGCCGACGUCGGCCUCCGCAACCUGGACCUCCUCCUCGGCCUCGAGAACCGCGUCAACUACACCGUCGUUGAGGUGCUCAACGGCGACUGCCGCCUCGACCAGGCGCUUGUCAGGGACAAGCGCUGGUCCAACUUCGAAUUGCUCUGCAUCUCAAAGCCCCGGUCCAAAUUGCCGAUGGGGUUCGGCGGAAAGGCCCUGGUCUGGGUCGUCGACGCUUUGAAAGCCAGGCAAGAGGGCUGCCCGGACUUCAUCCUCAUUGACUGCCCCGCCGGAAUCGACGCCGGCUUCAUCACCGCCAUUACGCCGGCCAAUGAGGCCGUGCUGGUGACCACGCCGGAUAUCACAAGCUUGAGAGACGCUGACAGAGUCAUUGGGCUGCUGGAGUGUGAUGGAAUUAGGGAUAUAAAGAUGAUGGUGAACCGGGUCCGGACAGAUAUGAUCAAAGGGGAGGACAUGAUGUCGGUGCUCGAUGUGCAGGAGAUGUUGGGAUUGGCAUUGUUGGGGAUGAUUCCGGAGGACACGGAGGUCAUCAGAAGCACCAACAGAGGGUACCCUCUGGUUUUGAAUAGGCCGCCCACAUUGGCAGGACUGGCCUUCGAGCAGGCAGCGUGGAGGCUUGUUGAGCAGGAUAGUAUGCAGGCUGUCAUGGUGGAGGAAGAGCCCAAGAAGCGCGGCUUCUUCUCGUUUUUCGGAGGGUAGAAAGUGCUGCAAUUUUGAAGCUUGCAAGUAUUGUUUUGCUUGUGUUUUUUAUCUGCAGAUGAAUGUUCAGGAGUGGAGGGAAAUUGAGUGAAGCUGUGUACAGAGUAAGUCAGUUCAAUUUUGUGAUUGUGUCUCUGUUAGUGAUCGCUAGAAUUAUAGAUUUCUAGUUUUUAUUUUUAGGGAAUGCAAGGAUUAGUGUGAUGUAUUUACAUUGAUUGAGAAACAAGUAAAAUUGGUACCUCUCUUUCGAUUA